Penicillium angulare is the source of this 1239-nucleotide messenger RNA. RefSeq lists its product as uncharacterized. The record is from RefSeq and is a predicted model, not a curated record. Bases 1 to 1239 code for a protein of 412 amino acids. The transcript is spliced from 4 exons. NCBI's taxonomy places the organism in Eukaryota, Fungi, Ascomycota, Eurotiomycetes, Eurotiales, Aspergillaceae.
AUGAGCAACUGGGAUGAAAGUCGUCAAAUUCAGCAAUAUGUAGCAAUUGCUAUAACGACGUUUGCGGCUACGGUUGCGGUUAUUAUUCGACUUUAUGCUCAGCGGGCAUACAGGAAGGGAUGGGGACUCGAUGAUGCUUUUAUUGUUGUCGCUUUGCUCAUAGUAUACGCCGAGUUCGUCUCGUCAAUCCUGGCUUUGAACGCUGGGGCCGGUCUCCACCAGGUUCGGGUUCUCCAUGAAGAUCAGAAUCCACCGCAUGGAUUUCAAUACAUCUACACUAAUUAUUGGAUUGUGGCCAUUCUCUGGGCUCCCGGAGUUACUUUCGUCAAGCUUUCCAUCCUUGUUUUGUACCGACGUAUACUUUUCGUUCAGCAACGGUGGUUCAAUCUCGCUUUAUGGCUCAAUGCAGCCUAUGCGGUUGCUUUGGGAGCUGCCUCUUUCUUCUUAUACAUUUUUCAAUGUGCACCGGUGGACUACUAUUGGACACGAUAUGUGACUUACUACGGUGAUGCGGCACCUAACGGGAAAUGCUUGCCUAACACACACAUAUACUUGGGUUUACCCCAGAUUAUGAGCACAGUGUCUGAUUUAGCUAUUUUGGUUCUUCCAGUUCCUGUAUUUUGGAAUUUAAUAUUUCCUACAUCGCGGAAGGUUGCCGUUUCUGCUGUCUUUUUUCUCGGUGCUUUCACGGUUGGUUGUGGUAUUGCUAGGAUUGUGAUGAGUUUUCGGGUGAGCAAUACUGAUGACGUGACGUGGGUUAAUAUCGACACCGUCACCUUUACCCUUGUCGAAGCAGCGCUCGGCAUCGUCUGCGCAUGUCUACCCCCAUCAGCACCAUUAUACACGCAUUUCAUCAAUAAACUCGGCUUCGAAUCUGAUUCAGAAGAAACAUUGCAUAAUACAGAUUUAAUCGUUGAUGCAAAGAGCCAGAAGAGAGGAACCGGUUCUUUCUUGAAAGUGCCGAGUCAAAAUACUCCGAAUGGUGGUAGAGAUUCUUUUCAGGAUUUAGUGGCUGUAGAGAAUGGUGCGCAGGUGUGGUCUCCUAAUCCAAGUGAUAAUAGAAGAAGCUUUAUUUCUCAAUCUGAACAGCCUGAGAAUGGGAUUUUGGUUCGGAAUAAAAUUGAGUUGUCUACGGAUAAUUAUGGGAGGUCUGAUGGUGAUCAGAACCAUGGCCAUGAUCAUUCUGGGGGCUCCGAGUCUUCAUCUGAGUCGUUGAAGGAGGAGGAAGCUGGGGUUUGA